Molecule: messenger RNA, 918 nt
Organism: Trypanosoma cruzi
Lineage: Eukaryota; Euglenozoa; Kinetoplastea; Trypanosomatida; Trypanosomatidae
Product: surface protease GP63, putative
Exons: 1
Coding region: 1-918 (305 amino acids)
Biological process (GO): proteolysis; cell adhesion
Cellular component (GO): membrane; cytoplasm
Molecular function (GO): metalloendopeptidase activity
Source: RefSeq, a predicted model, not a curated record
AUGCUCAGGGUGUCGGUGAUUUCAACGCCGAAGACGAAGGCAAUGGCGCGUCAGUACCACAACUGCUCCACGCUUGAGGGCAUUGAGCUGGAGGACGAGGGCGGUUGUGACACUGUACUGUCGCAUUGGAAGAAACGCAACAUGAGGGACGAGAUGAUGACUAGUGAUGUGGGCGUAGGGCUGUACUCGGCACUGACGCUUGCAGCAUUCGAGGACAUGGGUGUUUAUGUGGCAAACUACAGUGCGGCGGAGAUGUUGUGGUGGGGCAACAACUCUGGCUGUGGGCUGCUGGAAAAGAAGUGCUUGACCGACGGCAUCAGCGAAUACCCUGACCUGUUCUGCAGCCAGUUUGACGAAAAUGUAAUGUUCUUCUGCACGUACGACCGUCUUUCCCUGGGGUUCUGUAGGCUGAUGAGGCACGAGGAAGCCCUGCCACAGGAGUAUCGGUACUUCGCUGAUCCCCGAGUUGGCGGUGAUGGCCUCUACAUGAGCAGAUGCCCGUAUGUCAAGGAGUAUUCUAAUGGUGGUUGCACCAACGGCGAUCCUUCAGCAAUGCUUGGCAGUGUCGUUGGCCCGAACUCGCGGUGCGUAAAGGGGCAGGACCUUCAAUUCGACGACAAAUAUAUUGGCGACGUUUGUGUGGACACUCGAUGCGGCGACGGCACAGUGAGCGUGCGGUUCCUUCGUGACGAUGCGUGGCACGAGUGCCAGGAGGGUGAGACCGUUACGCCGCCAUCGGGUCCGUGGCGUGGGAGCGUUGUGUGCCCCCAAUACGCCGAUGUGUGCACCGCCUUCCCGAACAUCAGCGGCCACCCAAUACCGGUCGUUGAUCCGCCUCUAGCGGACGACCCGACAUCCGCGGAGGGUGCGGAAGGAGACGAGGGUGAGACUCCGAGGAAGCGGCAGCGGCGACUCUGA